This is a messenger RNA of Culex pipiens pallens (northern house mosquito), 3567 nucleotides long. Its product is annotated as alpha-tocopherol transfer protein-like. Gene Ontology annotation, cellular component: membrane. The transcript has 2 exons. Bases 2489 to 3472 code for a protein of 327 amino acids. Lineage: Eukaryota; Metazoa; Arthropoda; Insecta; Diptera; Culicidae. Gene Ontology annotation, molecular function: phosphatidylinositol bisphosphate binding. The record is from RefSeq and is a predicted model, not a curated record.
UAAAAAAAAAACUCUGGAAAAGUGUUCGUGAAAACACUAAGAACGAUAUUAUUCGUAAAAGCAAACUUGACAUUUUGUAAACUUUAAAACGUUUAACAAAAAACAUUGAAGAACAUAAUGAUUUGAUUCAAAUCACGGUUUAUUUUAUGAAUACAUUUAAACGUGCAACGUGUGAAAUUAGUUAGCUGUAAAAAACGACACAGUUUUAUGUUUUUAAUUCUCAAAUUUAUUAAAUUUAAUUUAUAUAAAUAAUUCAUUGACAGUUUUUGUUAUACCAUGGUGUCAUAUCGGCAAAGUAUACGGAACUUUGCUCAGCAAGAGUUGGUAGCCUUAGUGAUUUUUUAUUUAACUUUUUGUCACUAAAACUUGAUUUGCAAAAAAAAAAUUUUUUAUUUUUUAGUCUUAACUUGAAAAUUUUGAAAAUAUUGUUUUCAAAAAGAUCGGAAAAUUUCACAAAAAUUUCAUAUUUUAACAUUGAAAAUCGGACCAUUAGUUGCUGAGAUAUCGACAUUAGACAAUGAUGGAUUUUUUGGGUGAGACAUAGAAAACAUCAAUUUUCCUGUUUUUAAACCUUUGCAUGGCAAUAUCUCAGCAACUAAGGGUCGUACAUGUGCACCAAUUUAAAAAUAUUAAAAACGGCGACUAUUUUCAAAAAAGUCACCUAAAAAUGGAUUUAACUUGAAAACGGUGCACUUUAUCAAAAUUUCACUUAAGUACUUUUUGAUUGUAAAUUUGAUUUUACAUCGAAAAAUGAAGUUGAAAAAUUUUUGCGACCGGUAUUUCGAUUUUUUGAAAAAAUAGUAUUGAUUCAAAAAUUUAUAACUCGCUCAAAGAUUUUUUGCAUAACCUAGAAAUUUCUGAAAAGUUGGCAUUUUAUGUCCUCUAAAACAUAUCAAAAAUUAAAAAUAGUGUUUUUUUGCAAAUCAAGUUUUAGUGAUAAAAAGUUAAAUAAUUUUUUUUUUACCUUGUAUCAUUUUUUUCCAGUGUAGUCCGUAUCCAUACCUACAACUUUGCCGAAGACACCAAAUCGAUCAAAAAAUUCUUUCAAAAGAUACAGAUUUUUUAAUUUUCAUACAUCAUUUUUGUAUGGACAGCUGCCAAAUUUGUAUGAAAAAUUAUAUGGAAAAUCUAAUGAUGCAAAAUGGCUUCUUUGGGCACCAAAAAAAGUUUCAGUCGGAUUAAAAAAAAUACAAAAAAAAAAUCGAAUGACCGAAAUCUGAGAGAACUGCUCAGGUGGCAAAGGAUGUUCCAAUGCAUCUUCUGAGAGUUGAAUUUCCCAAAACAGUGUUUUUUUCUAAUGGGAAAAUGUUUUCCCAAAGAUUUGACAACAAAAACCAGUUUUUCUCAGAAAAAUUUAUUUGGCGUAAUAGCGGAAUUUUCAGUGGACAGAGGUGUAGAGGCAAAUGGAUGUUGGGGAUACAAACAUUUUAUACCGUAUCAUCAUUUGAAUGAAGAGCAAUUGUUUGUUUAUUCGGGUCAACUUUAACCUUUUUGGUCAUUCGUUGCCUUUUUUCCACACAGAAGAGAAAGUUCACCUAGCCUAAAAGACAUUUGUACUAACGUGUUACGGAUUCAGUAUGGAAAUAAUUCCAUGAUCUUAACUCGUGCAACAGCACUUAAAAAGAUAUCUCCAACCUGAUUUAAACAUACAAAAAUAUUUGCCCUUAACAAUUGCAAAAAAUAGAAGCAAGAAAUGAGUUCGAAUAUGUAUGCAGUAGUCGGGCACGCACAUGUGACAAAACGUCCUCUGAAUAAAUUCCCUUCGGCCAGUUGUCACACUUGUAGUAAGUAAAGUAAAUCUUUCCCAGUUCCUGAGGGGAACACCCUUGAAGAGUAUCGGGGCCGGCAUUUACAAAGCGGAUUCAGUGGCAAUUUCAUUCUCAACUUAAUGUUAACAUGUUGAGGUUAAUGUUAACAUUCCAUAGGUCGCCUUCCUAAGGUGUCGUGAUAAGGUCCAGUUUGUGACGAUACUCUACCUUCCCUUUACUAAGCAAUCGAUUCCAGAAGGGAAAAGAUCACCAGUUGUGUUGGUCCGAGCCGGGAUUCGAACCCCGAUCUACCGCUUACUAGGCGGGAGCGUUACCACUAGGCUACGUGGCUCGGUCUCACACUUGUAGAGUGCAACAAAAUAACACGAUCAGAUCGCAAGUAUACUAGCUUAUCAAGAAUGACCAAAUUGCAAAGAGGUUUUCACGAUUCUUGUUGAAUAUCACUUAAUGGGCAAAAAUGCAAAUGUGACAGAAUGCACGAUCAUGAUUUAUUUAUAUUUUAAGGUUCACAUGCUUUUUUAUAGAAAACUGGUAAUGAAAACAAAAACAAUCUUGAACUGCUAUUUGAACUAGUCAAAGUGUAAUUAUUAUUUAUCUUUAGUAAUGAGCAAACAGUCAGAGGCUAGUUCAGCUUCGAUACGUAAAAUUAGAAAAAAAAAUCAUUAUAUUUCAGUCGAGCUCUGUCAUCUGUUGAGAGCGGACAUUCAAAGGUCUAAAACAUGGCCUCGUUUACCGUAGAAAAGUGUCCCCAAACAUACGACGAAUACAAUUUUGUACUAGAUGCCCUACAUUUGGAAAAGGCUCGUAUCGAGCUGAACGAAACAGAUGAAAAUCGUGCUCAAUCGUUGGCUCAGAUGCGUGAAUGGAUCGCCAAACAUCCGCACAUUGGGAAAUGCCGAACGGAUUCGGUAUUUCUGUUGCGUUUCUUGAGAAUGCGAAAAUUUUCAGUCCCAAUGGCGCAGGAAAGCUUGGAGCGUUACCUGAUAGCGCUACGAUCGUUUCCACAGUGGUUCAAGAACCUCGACCCGCUGAACGAGGAAAUCAGGCUUUUCAACAAAGUCGGAAUGCUGUUCAAUUUAGGGUUUGACUCGCACGGACGAACCGUUGUAUUAUUUCGGCCACGUGUCCUAAAUGUCCUGAAUAGGGAACAAGCCACCAUUGGACAUCAGAUGCGACAGGCAAUGCUGCUGCUGGAGACUACCAUCGAAGAGGAAACAUCCCAAAUCAAUGGCUACGUGGCGAUUGCUGACUUCGAAGCGAUUACACUGAAGCUGCUUUCCGUGUGGUCCUUGACCGAUGUCAGUAAUGCAGCGGAAAGUCUUUUCCAGUCAUUCCCGUUGCGAAUUCAAGAGAUCCACGCAAUAUGCGUCCCCAGAUUUUUUAAGAUAUUUGCCGACCUGGCGUUGUCUUGCAUGAGCGAGAAGAUUAGGAAUCGUGUUUAUUGCCACAAAUCGCUGGACGAUGCCAUGAAGCACCUGGAGCUGUCCCUUCUGACGACCGACUACGAGGGUGGCACCCAGAAUCCGGACCAGUUGACGGAAGAUUUUAUAAAAUGUGCCGAGCGGAAGCGCACCCAGCUGCUGCUGAUGGACGAAAUGGAUAUCGACACGUCGCGGUACCAAUUUGGUGGGCAACAAAACACCGUUGUAAGCGAAAUCGAAGCCGGAAUGGUGGGAAGUUUCAAGAAGCUGAAUGUCGAUUAGCUUUUGACUACUCCCUUAUAAUCAAAUUCCAAAAAAACGUUUUUGAGAUAAAUGUUUUAACACAGUUUUAGCUAAACCAAUCGCAACACUGCUUA